Molecule: messenger RNA, 741 nt
Organism: Cladophialophora carrionii CBS 160.54
Lineage: Eukaryota; Fungi; Ascomycota; Eurotiomycetes; Chaetothyriales; Herpotrichiellaceae
Exons: 2
Coding region: 1-741 (246 amino acids)
Source: RefSeq, a predicted model, not a curated record
AUGCUCCCGCCACUUGUCCUCCUCCUCCUCCUCCCCCAUCUAUUUGUGACAGCAAGCGAUGCAUCGUCCCUUCUCUUAGCACGUUCUGAAGUCAACGGCGCAUGCACCGGCUCCGGAGGUGCUCCUGGUGUCUGCAUUUCGACCUCUUCUUGCACCUCUGCCGGGGGAAAGUACAUCUCCAACGCCUGCCCUGGGACACCUGAGGACAUCAAGUGCUGCACUAAAACCGCCUGCGGGACCGGUAACAAGGGAAAUUGUCGCUUCACCUCUUCCUGCGACUCUGGCAUCACCGAAACGAACCAAUGUCCGGGGCCUGACAACUUCAAGUGCUGCAUGCCUGCUGGUAGUGGGCCAAAACUUCCCACCACUAGCUCAGGCUGCAAGCAGAAGGCCAUUGACGGAGCGAAGGCCAUCGUCAAUGCGUUUCCAGGCAAGGUCAAGGGAAUCGGAUGCAUCAGGGAUUGUGACGACCCGAGCUCAAGCGAUCACUGCACCGGCAUGGCGACUGAUAUGAGGGUGACGGAACCCGGCGGUAAAACCACAGCUGGCGAACCUAUCGCGGAGUGGGUGAUGAACCACGCGAGCGACCUUUCUCUCAAGUACGUGAUGUGGGGGCAAAGAAUCUGGGAAGUGAGCAAAGACAGCGUCAAGCCGUGGAGUCAGUGGCCAUAUCAGAAAUGCACGGUCAUCCCGGAUUGCGUGAAUGGCGAUAGGGGGGACAACACGGCUAAUCAUUGGUAA